AUGAAGACAUUAAUGGACAGUCACUGGUGGGAUGGCCCUGCUUGGCUAUUAUCUGACCAAGAACUGUGGCCUCAGUCUAAUCACAUCGCAGUAGAUGAGAACGCUGUUUCCAUAGAAGCAAAGAAGGAGGUACUUGUAAAUACUAAUGUAGGCAAAAGGGGCAUACAUUAUGAUACACCGGAAACACCACUCCCUCUUGAACGGAUUCAAGGCACGGCAGCGUUUCAAAUGACAGGUAUAGAUCUGGCCGGGCCGUUGUAUUUACGUAAUCAAGAGAAAUGUUGGGUGGUUUUAUUUACUUGCGCGACAUUUAGGGCUGUGCAUUUUGAGAUGGUAGACUCAUUGUCCACAAAUAGUUUUAUUAUGAGUCUUCGUAGAUUUAUUGCUCGAAGAGGUCGUAUAGAUGUCAUUUUCACGGACAACGGAACAAAUUUUCGAGGGACUGCCAAUUUACUGAAGGAUAUUAAUUGGCAGGAGGUUGAAAGUGUGACGGCAGUCCAUGCUAUAAAGUGGCGUUUUAUUCCACCUAGAACUCCUUGGUGGGGAGGUUGGUGGGAGAGGCUCAUUAGAGUAUUAAAGGAGAUGUUGCGAAGAAUAUUGGGGCGUCAGAGAUUGACUUGGGUAGAGUUGGACACAGUCUUGUGCGAUUGUGAAGCUGUCAUUAAUAGUCGGCCACUAAAGUAUGUCUCGACUUGUACCGACGAUUUGCGGCCACUUACACCUAUGUUAUUUCUACAUGGCUUACCUUCUAAUGAUACUUCUGAUUUAGAUUAUGUAGAUAAUAUGAAUUUAAAUGUAAGAUACAAAUAUUUACAAAAGUUGAGAGAAGAUUUCAGAGUUCGAUUUCGUAAGGAGUAUUUGGCUUUACUUACAGCUAGAUGGAAGGAGAAGACAAUAGAAAUGAAGAAAGGAGAUAUAGUUCUAGUAGAGACAGACGCGAAAAGGCUAUUUUGGCCCUUGGGGUUAAUCAUGGAAGUAGUUACCGGGGCUGAUGGUGUUACUCGUUUGGCUAGAGUCAAGACUCAAAAAGGUGAAACUUUAAAACCAUGUCAGAGAUUGUAUCCGCUUGAGAUUUCAAAUGAUUCUGACCUCUUGCAACGAGCUGAAGUAACGAUAGAGGAUGAGAAGUUAUCAGUAAGUUCAGAUAGUCCCGACUUAACCUCCUCGGUUACAGGUGGCGGGAAGGUGACAAAAACAACGCGGUGCGGUCGAAAUGUGAAAUUGCCUGCUCAGUACUUAUGA
Molecule: messenger RNA, 1242 nt
Organism: Parnassius mnemosyne (clouded apollo)
Lineage: Eukaryota; Metazoa; Arthropoda; Insecta; Lepidoptera; Papilionidae
Source: the annotation of a GenBank genome assembly